Molecule: messenger RNA, 2349 nt
Organism: Lathyrus oleraceus (garden pea)
Lineage: Eukaryota; Viridiplantae; Streptophyta; Magnoliopsida; Fabales; Fabaceae
Product: mediator of RNA polymerase II transcription subunit 15a
Exons: 14
Coding region: 316-2220 (634 amino acids)
Biological process (GO): regulation of DNA-templated transcription
Molecular function (GO): transcription coactivator activity; chromatin DNA binding
Source: RefSeq, a predicted model, not a curated record
AAUUAUUUGAAAUGUACAAAAUCGGAUCCUAACCUAGAAACGAACGCGGGAGAAUCGCAGCAAGAGAAAAACAAAAACACGCAUGGAACAACCGAUGGGUGGCGCACGGAGACGACAAUGGUGGCACAACCAGAGGCCGAUCUGCGACGGUCUUUGCGAGGUACAAUUACAAACUCCAACCCGCAGCACACGUCGCAAGCUCGGAGGAAAUGGAACGUCCGGCAUAGCGCCGGCGACGCGAAUCGGGAGUGGAGAUCUACAGUAGUGGCGACGCGGCCAGAGUAAACAGUUUAUAGCGCAUACGUUGCCUCGGAAAUGGUGAAUUGCACCAACAACAUGCAAAUGGUCAAAUUUGAGUAUUUCUCAAACAAAAUGGAUAGUGGUAACCAGGUUGCUAACAUUGCGACCAUGAGAUGGAAAACAACUGAGUCUCGGAGAAGGGUUGUAAAGGCCAUCGUGAAAGAAUUAAUCAAGCAAGGUUCUCCCGAUCCAAAACUUACCUUAAAUGAUGCUAUUCAAUCUGUAAGCCAAUUUGAGGUGAAUGCGAGUGCUUCUGCUAAAACCCAGGAUGAGUACAUUAGUUUGGUGAGAGAGCAGAUAAAGCGGAUUCGUGCACGGUCUUGGAAGACUGUUGUUGUAAAAAAAAAGAUCACUAACCCUUCUGCUACAGCAGAAAUAGAUGCAAACGGAGACUGGCAGGAGCAUGUUUAUGAAAGGCUUCAAUUUCUGAAACAAAGAUAUUACUAUGCAGUCCAAUCACUUUACCGAAACUGUUGUAGAGAUCUUCAGGUUGAUCCUUCAAAAGAAUUUGUCGGACUUAAACGUAAGAGUCAACUGGAAAAUAUUCUUUCACUCUUUGAACUGAGUAAAAGCCAGAUCACUGCUGAUAUGAAGGAUCAAGCAAGAAAAGCAGAGGAAUAUAUACGAAACGCUCUAAAUAUUCUCAACAAGCAGCCCAACAGGCAGCAGUCACCUGAUGUGCAACUCAAGCAACUGUUUUUUGGCCCAUCCAAUUCUAUAUUUUCUCAACCGAACAAUAUGGUUUCUCAAGAUCACCGAGUUGCAAUGCCAAUUGGUAGUUCACAGCACGGUAUUAUAAAUCAAUCGUCAAUAGUAAAAGGCCAGAGCAAUGCUGUCAAACAACAGACAAACAUUGCAUUCCAAGAAUUUGGUGUAAACAAUAACACUCCAAGGAUUUCGGCAACUCAAGCAUUUGGUACAAGGACCAAGACCGAGAGGAUUUUACCCUUGAUUAAAGAAAGCAAUGCUGUCAAACAAGAGACAAACAUUGCACUCCAAGAGUUUGGUGUAAACAACAACGCUCCAAGGAUUUUGGCAACUGAAGCAUUUGGUACAAGGACCAACACUGAGAGGAUUUUACCCUUGAUUAAAGAAAGCAAUGAUCAAAAUCAAGGAUUUCACAACACUAAAGUGCAAAGUCAUGCAAUGCAGAAGCUGAUUAGAGCGUUGACAUCUGUUUCUCCUGAAGCACUGAGUGCAGCAGUUGGCGAAAUUGAAGAGGUGGUUCAUUUGAAUGAUAAAAUACCAGAGGUGGUUGAUGAACAAGGACUACCAAUCGUCAUUACUCCCGGAGGAUGGAAAAUGCCUCGCAGCUUUAUUUCAACCACCUGUGAUACUCCUAGCAUGCUUGAGGGUUUCAAUCAGUUCACUUACACUGCGGAAUCUAACUUAAAUUCUUUCACAAUUAAAGGAAAACACUCACAAACUGUGCAGGAAAAUCAGAACCUUUUAGCAGAAAUAAAAGACAUAAACAAUCAAUUGUUCGAUUGUGAGGUGGUUAUCGCUGAAAAGGAAAAUGCUAAAAGUGCGGUUGGAGUAGCUACUGAUCAAAGUGAAGGUUUAGUUGUUAAAAUCCUGUAUAAUGCAGUGACUAUCAAUCAGAACAUUAUAUCUCACUUUACUGCUGAUAAAAAGUCAUUGAUCGAACCGCUACGAUUGCUUAUUCCUUCAAGUUAUCCCUCUUGCUCUCUUGUUAUUCUCGACGAAUUGCCAUUGGAAGUCAGUGAUGACCUGAGCGCUCUAUCUGAGAGAGCAAAAGAAAAGCUGCGAUUUAAUCUUGGAAAAAUGAAUGAACCACUGUUGAUUAAAGAUAUAGCAAGAGUGUGGGAACGUUGUGCUAGAGAAGCAAUCCUUGAUUAUGCACAUGCUAAUAGUGGUGGAAGUUUUACCUCAAUGCAUGGAGGGUUGGAGGCCUGUUGAUUCAUUCUCAUUUUUGCUGGUUGUUACAGCCGGAAGAUGUAUUUAUAUAGAAGAGUGUGAAAAUUUUAAGAAAAGUGUCAUACCAUAUACUUGAAAGAAGAAAAAGCAAAAGGGAUAUUGUCUAUAAAA